Molecule: messenger RNA, 3885 nt
Organism: Plasmodium reichenowi
Lineage: Eukaryota; Apicomplexa; Aconoidasida; Haemosporida; Plasmodiidae
Product: erythrocyte binding antigen-140
Exons: 4
Coding region: 1-3885 (1294 amino acids)
Cellular component (GO): membrane
Molecular function (GO): host cell surface receptor binding
Source: RefSeq, a predicted model, not a curated record
AUGAAAGGAUAUUUUAAUAUAUAUUUUUUAAUUCCUUUAAUUUUUUUAUAUAAUGUAAUAGGAAUAAAUGAAUCAAUUAGAGGUAGAACAUUUUACAAUAGACAAGAUGAAUCAUCAGAUAUUUCAAGGGUGAAAUCACCCGAAUUAAAUAAUAAUCAUAAAACUAAUAUAUAUGAUUCAGAUUACAAAGAUGUAAAGAAUAAAUUAAUAAACAGUUUUGUAGAAAAUAGAAGUGUGAAAAAAAAAAGGUCUUUAGGUUUUAUAAAUAAUAAAACAAGAUCAUAUGAUAUAAUUCCACCUUCAUAUUCAUAUAGGAAUGAUGAAUUUAAUUCACUUUCCAAAAUUGAAGAUAAUUCUGGAAAUACAUAUAGUAAUAAUUUCGGAAAUACUUCUGAAAUAUCUAUUGGAAAGGAUAAUAAACAAUAUACUUUUAUACAGAAACGUACUCAUUUGUUUGCUUGUGGAAUAAAAAGAAAAUCAAUAAAAUGGGUAUGUCGAGAAAAUAGUGAGAAAAUUACUGUAUGUGUUCCUGAUAGAAAAAUACAACUAUGUAUUGCAAAUUUUUUAAACUCACGUUUAGAAACAAUAGAAAAGUUUAAAGAAAUAUUUUUAAUUUCUGUUAAUACAGAAGCAAAAUUAUUAUAUAACAAAAAUGAAGGAAAAGAUCCCUCAAUAUUUUGUAAUGAAUUAAGAAAUAGUUUUUCAGAUUUUAGAAGUUUAUUUAUAGGUGAUGAUAUGGAUUUUGGUGGUAAUACAGAUAGAGUCAAAGGAUAUAUUAAUAUGAAGUUCUCCCAUUAUUAUAUGGAAGAAAAUGUUGAAAAAUUAAAUAAUAUCAAAAAAGAAUGGUGGGAAAAAAAUAAAGAAAAUUUGUGGAAUCACAUGAUAGUAAAUCAUAAAGAAAACAUAAGUAAUGAAUGUGCCACAAUUCCCGAGGAAGAACCUCAGAUUAAUGGUUGGAUAAAAGAAUGGAAUGAAAACUUCUGGAUGGAAAAGGAGAGAUUGUUUUUAAAUAUAAAAGAUAAGUGUGUUGAAAACAAAAAAUAUGAAGCAUGUUUUGGUGGAUGUAGGCUUCCAUGUUCUUCAUAUACAUCAUUUAUGAAAAAAAGUAAAACAGAAAUGGAGGUUUUAACGAACUUGUAUAAAAAUAAAAAUUCAGGAGAGGAUAAAAAUAAAUUUCUGGAUGAUCUUUUUAAAAAAAAUAAUAAAACUAAUUUAGAUGAUUUUUUCAAAAAUGAAAAGGAAUAUGAUGAUUUAUGUGAUUGCAGAUAUACUGUUACUAUUAUUAAGAGUUUUUUAAAUGGUCCUGCUAAAAAUGAUGUAGAUACUGCAUCAAAAAUUAAUGCUAAUGAUCUUCGAGAGUUUGGAUGUAAUUAUAAAAGUAAUAAUAAAAAGAGUUGGAAUUGUACUGGAACAUUUACGAACGAAUUUCCUGGUGCAUGUGUACCCCCCAGAAGACAAACUUUAUGUCUUGGACGUACAUAUCUUUUACAUGGUGGUCAUGAGGAACAUUAUAAGGAACAUUUACUUGGAGCUUCAAUAUAUGAGGCGCAAUUAUUAAAAUAUAAAUAUAAGGAGAAGGAUGAAAAUGCAUUGUGUAGUAUAAUACAAAAUAGUUAUGGAGAUUUUGCAGAUGUUAUCAAGGGAUCGGAUAUAUUGAAAGAUUAUUAUGGUAAAAAAAUGGAAGAAAGUUUAAAUAAAGUAAACAAAGAUAAAAAAAGUAAUGAAGAAUCUUUGAAGAUUUUUCGUGAAAAAUGGUGGGAUGAAAACAAAGAGAAUGUAUGGAAAGUAAUGUCAGCAGUACUUAAAAACAAGGAAACAUGUAAAGAUUAUGAUAAGUUUCAAAAGACCCCUCAAUUUUUAAGAUGGUUUAAGGAAUGGGGAGACGAUUUUUGUGAGGAAAGAAAAGAGAAAAUGUAUUCAUUUGAGUCAUUUAAGGUAGAAUGUAAGAAAAAAGAGUGUGAUGAAAAUACAUGUCAAAAUAAAUGUAAUGAAUAUAAAAAAUGGAUAGAUUUGAAAAAAAGUGAAUAUGAUAAACAAGUUGAAAAAUACACAAAAGAUAAAAAUAACAAUAUUUAUGAUAAUAUUGAUGAAGUAAAAAAUAAAGAAGCCAAUGUUUACUUAAAAGAAAAAUCCAAAGAAUGUAAAGAUGUAAAUUUCGAUGAUAAAAUUUUUAAUGAGAGUCCAAAUGAAUAUGAAGAUAUGUGUAAAAAAUGUGAUGAAAUAAAAUAUUUAAAUGAAAUUAAAUAUCCUAAAACAAAACACGAUAUAUAUGAUAUAGAUACAUUUUCAAAUACCAUUGGUAGUGGAACGCCAAUAAGUAUUAAUGCAAAUAUAAAUGAACAACAAAAUGGGAAAGAUACCUCAAAAACUGGAAAUACUGAAACACAAGAUUCAACGGUUAGUCCUGAAACAGAAAGUGAUGCGGCAAUUAAUGUAGAAAAGUUAAGUGGUGAUGAAAAUUCAAGUGAAAGAAGAGAAAUAUCAGAUAUUAAAGAACUAAGUGUUACGAGCAAUGUCAAUGAAGCAUCAGAUGCACUUACAUUAGAAACCGAAGAUACGGGGGAAAAUACAUUAGCUAACUUAAGGAAAGAAGAUAAAUCAUUAUUGUCUACUAAAAAUCAAACAGAUUUAGAUGGUAGAAGUAAGUUGGAAGAGCAAACUGCACAUGAACAAAGUAAUGGUAGUGAUACGGGAGUAAAUGUGAUGACUGAAAGCAAUGGUUCUGGAAUUACUGGAAGAAAGAAAGAAAAUGAAAUUGAUGGGGGUCAUAAUGAAGUUCAUUCUGCUUCAAAUACACAAAGUAGUGUUUCAAAUACUUCUGAUAUAAGGAAAGAACAUUCGGAAAGUUCUCUGAAUAGAACAACGCAUACACAAGAUAUUAAAAUAGGCAGUUCAGGAAAUGAACAAAGUGAUAAUCAAAAAAAUAAUUCACAUUCUAGUGAUGAUUCAGAUUCUUUGACAAUCAAACAAGAUCCUUCAGAGGAUAAUACACAAAAUAUCUAUGAUUUACAAGACUCUCACAAAGAUACAUUUAAUACAUUAGUAUCAUCACAAUCAGAUGAUGAAGUUAAUGGAAUUGGGGGUCUUGAUUCUAGUAGAGAUAGUGAAAGUGGUAGGGGUGAUACAAUAUCAAAAACUCAUGAUGUACGUCCUAUGAAUAUAGUAAGAGAGAAACAUGUGAAUAACCAUGAUUUUAUUAGAAGCGGAAUGACAAAUAACAAUGUACAAAAUCAAUAUAUAACGCCAAAUGGGAAUAAUGGAAUCAUAAGAGGACAAGAGGAAAGUGAGGGUGAUGAGGUUAAUUAUGAACAUAAUCGAGCUAGGAGUAAUUUUUCCUCCGAAAAUGAUCAUAAGAAAAAUAUACAGGAAUAUAAUUCUAGAGAUACUAAAAGAGUAAGGGAGGAAAUAAUUAAAUUAUCGAAGCAGAAUAAAUGCGACAAUGAAUAUUCCAUGGAAUAUUGUACCUAUUCUUACGAAAGGAAUAGUUCACCGGGUCCUUGUUCUAGAGAAGAAAGAAAGAAAUUAUGUUGUCAGAUUUCAGAUUACUGUUUAAAAUAUUUUAACUUUUAUUCAAUUGAAUAUUAUAGUUGUAUAAAAUCUGAAAUUAAUAGUCCAGAAUAUAAAUGUUUUAAAAGCGAGGGUCCAUCAAACAUUCCUUAUUUCGCUGCUGGAGGUAUUUUAGUUGUAAUAGUCUUACUUUUGAGUUCAGCAUCUAGAUUGGGGAAAAGUAAUGAAGAAUAUGAUAUAGGAGAAUAUAAUAUAGAAGCCGCUUUUGAAGAAAAUAAUUAUUUAAAUAAACUAUCGCAAAUAUUUAAUCAAGAAGUACAAGAGACAAAUAUUUCAGAUUAUUCCGAGUACAAUUAUAAUGAAAAGAAUAUGUAUUAA